Messenger RNA from Paramacrobiotus metropolitanus, 2861 nucleotides. RefSeq names its product DNA topoisomerase 2-binding protein 1-like. Bases 136 to 2511 code for a protein of 791 amino acids. Gene Ontology annotation, biological process: DNA replication initiation; mitotic DNA replication checkpoint signaling; mitotic G2 DNA damage checkpoint signaling. The transcript is spliced from 13 exons. Lineage: Eukaryota; Metazoa; Tardigrada; Eutardigrada; Parachela; Macrobiotidae. The record is from RefSeq and is a predicted model, not a curated record.
UAUAAGCAAGUUAGAUUCGUUUCGCAUUUUACCAUUUUUCUGGUUUUUUAAUUUUUCCACACUUUUUUAGAUUAAAUUUUUUAUAUUUCUAACGCACUCACCUUGCUUUUCCCUCCUGGCCGCUUUAUUUUGGCGAUGGAUGUAAUUUUUGUUGCAGAAAUACCAGGAACGGCGCAGUCUGCUGCCGACGCCCAGAUCCGCAAAUCUUUCCAAGACGCCUUCACGAGUAUGAAUCGACCAACAGAGAAAAACUCUCCGAAAAGCAGCAGGAAUCGCCCCGGGUCCGUGACCAAAGCGCCUCGCAGCGCUGCGCUGAAGGACGCCAAUGCCCGCUGGGUGCUGCCGCAGGAUGUGGGGGAUAUGCUGCAUAAGUAUCCCGAGGCCUUGUUUGUCUGUGAGAAAUUCCAAGGAUCCAGUUUCGACCAAUUGGUGGAGGGAAAAUGCUGGAUGAGGGGAGCGGAGAGUCUGAGCAAUUUGCCGUCCAAACUGACUUUUCAAGAGUAUCUUCCUGUUUACAGCGGGAUCAUGGAUAAGAUGAUCGUCUGCUUGUCCGGAUUACCCAAAUCCGAAGAGAUGCAGCUGCAUGAGAUGAUCCGGAUAAUGGGCGGCCGCGUUAGCCGUCACCUGCGUAGCUCUUGCACGCAUUUGGUGGCAGCGCAGGCCGGGACUCCCAAGUACUUCGCAGCCGUGGAGCAACGCAUGGCCGUCGUCCGGCCAUCGUGGGUGCGGGAUCUCUGGCAGCAGAUGCUGGAAGGCGACUGCGCCCAGCGAGCCAAAUUCGUCCACAUCCACCAGCAGAAAGCCGCGUUGCCUUACUUCCAGGGCUUGCGUAUUCAUAUUGCUGCGGAGCUGGCCACUUCCAUGCCGGCUAGUCAACUCCAAGCCUGUCGCGAUCUAGUCACUGAUCCCGCGGCGGGUGGCCUGUACAUUGACGCCCCUACUGUUGGAUUGACCCAUGUCCUUUGCAAUCGUCUUCCGGAGGACACGGAAAACUACCCCCCAGGAUGCCAUUUUCUCCGGUUGGACUGGCUGCUGGAUUCCGCCCGCGAACGAGUCUGUCUGAACUGGAAACAAUACCUUCUGGAGUCGCCACGCUCGGCGGACACCACAAUGCGCACCAUCGCGGAACUGGAGAGAAAUAUCACGCAUUUGGGGGAGGUGGAAGGGGAAGGUGUCGGCGGUGCGCAAUUGUUGUUUUCGCCCGAUCCCAAGCAGCGGGCGCGGGCCGGUGUCAAGCGCACAUACUCUGACUGCGCACUGGCUACUUCCACGCCGAAGAAACCUGUGCGCACCUUUUCCGCUGCGAAAUUCGAUCUUAGUCCCAUCAAAGAAUCGGACCGCAAUGAGAAACCGCAGGUUCCUACCGGACCGUCGGAGCCGCAGUUGGACCAAUAUCCCGAACCACCCGCUACUCCAAGCAGUCUAUCCAAGCGUGUCCCGCACAUGUUCCGCCGCUCCUCCUCCGAGAGCUGCGUGACCAGUCCCCAGCGCUCGCCCCGCCGAUCCAGCACCUCCCACCUGGCCCGCCGCAUCCUGGCGCUGCAACCGGACGCCACCCGCACCACCAACUCCAGUGGGGAUACCUCGGCCGCCGCCGAUAAGACCGCUCGCGAUGACCCCAGCCAACGGCCCCACCACCGGUUGGCACUGCCGGCCGGUCGGGGCCUGGCUAAGAAAAUGCUGGAUGAGUGCCAGCGCAGUGAGCCCCGUGCUCCCAGGGUGACGUGGGAUGAUGCACGACCGUCCGUGGCGUUGGCCCGGAGUGCCAGUAAGAGCCAAGUCAACGGAGUGGGUAAGGCGUCGCCUGUGGAGAUUCACAAGCGGGAUCCGUCGCAGUUCUUCUUCAUGUUUAGCCGACCGGCCAACUCAGAGGCGGACAGUCGGCUGGCGCAGUAUCUGGUCCAGAGUAUCGCCACCCUCGGUGCUAAACAGCUUAAGGGCUCGGCCUACGAUCCCCAGGUGACGCACCUGCUGUGCAGCCGGCCUUAUCUCACUGAGAAAUUCAUGGUGUGCUGCGCUGUCGGCAAAUGGGUGCUUCACCCGCAGUAUAUCGGUGAUUCGCUGCGCGCAGGAUACCUGCUACCGGAGGAAGACUACGAGUGGGGCAACGCCAAAGCCGGUCGACUGAUGGGCAGCUUGUCGGAUACGGAGCUGCGCUGGGCCACCGCCUGCCACUACUGGCGCCUCCGCGUAAUCCGCACCGGCCUGCACGCAUUUCACGGCUGGCGUGUCAAUACCCAGGCGCUGACGGAGCGCCGGGGAUCCUACGAACGGUGCCUGCAGUCUGCGGGAGCCACUAUCCUGCCCGCCGACGCUACGGUGGAAGAAGCCACGCAUAUUCUGCACGAUUUCAACGACGAAGGCCGCUCGGAGGCCUUUGAGCUGCGAUACCCGGGGGUGGGGCGGAAGAAGGAGUACCUAGAGGAGUAUCUCCUCCAGGAGGCCCAUCCCGGCUAUCGGCAUCCGCCGCGACUGCGCCGCACACAGUCUGCUCGUGCCGCCAACAAGUAGUCCCUUGUAGUGAAUAAUUCAAGUAAUUUAACCGUAAUUGGUGUUGCCCGUACUGGUUCUUUAUUCAGUGUGGAUUUGUUCUUGUCUGUGGUACUAUUGUUGUCAUUAACCUAUUGGUCCAUUGUGCCGCGCUGAUUCUGCUGAUCGGUGUGCAUUGUUUUUAGCCUGAUUUUGAACAUAUAUUUAUAUAUCAGAUAUUUGUAAAUGUAUAUUGACUACCUACGUACUCUGUAACGAGUUAGGAAUUUUUAUUAUUGUUUUUUAGCAAUCCGAUUAUCGCAGUUAUUGUUGCGGAAAUGUUUUUUCUGACUUUUGUGCCGAAGUGCGACUUCAAUAAAGGACUGAUGUCC